CCAUCGAUUGGAACUGUCAUCCGUGUUCUGUGUGUGUCGGUCUUUUGCAUUUUUUUCUUUUCAAAAUUAAUCUCUCCGAUUGAAAAAGGUUUAAUAAAAUCGUACUUAAUUCCACUAUGGCGAUGCUCCAGCGUAUUCCAUCAAAUCAAUUGAAUGCUAUCAUUCGCUUGAAAGAAACCGGUUUCGCUCGUUGUCUAUCGUUGAGCAGCAGCAAAAUGGCUUCCGAAGAAGUUCGUAUUGAAAGUGACACGUUUGGUGAAUUGAAGGUUCCAGCCAGCAAGUACUAUGGUGCCCAGACAAUGAGAUCGAAAAUUAAUUUCCCAGUCGGUGGAGACACGGAGCGAAUGCCGAAACCGGUCAUCACAGCCAUGGGAAUAUUGAAAAAAUCCGCCGCCCUGGUCAACAAAGACUACGGAUUGGAUCCGAAAGUGGCCGAUGCCAUUUCACUAGCCUGUGACGACGUAAUAUCGGGCAAAUUGUACGACGAUCAUUUCCCCUUGGUCAUCUGGCAAACCGGAUCCGGUACACAGACGAACAUGAAUUGCAACGAAGUGAUCAGCAAUCGGGCCAUUGAGAUCCUGGGCGGACAGUUGGGCUCCAAGACGCCUGUACAUCCGAACGACCAUGUCAACAAAUCGCAGAGUUCCAACGACACAUUUCCAACGGCUACACACAUUUCGGUGGCCAUUGAAUUGGUGCAGAAUUUGAAGCCGGCCUUGAAGAUACUGCAUGAUGCGCUGGAAGCCAAAUCGAAUGAAUUCUCAUCGAUAAUCAAAAUUGGUCGUACGCAUACGAUGGACGCUGUACCGUUAACUUUGGGACAGGAGUUCAGCGGCUAUGUUCAGCAAAUGAAGUACGCAAUGGAUCGAGUUGAUUCCGUGCUACCGCGAGUCUACGAAUUGGCUAUUGGUGGAACAGCCGUCGGAACUGGUCUCAACACUAAGAUCGGAUUCGCCGAAAAAAUGGCCGCAAAAAUUGCCGAACUAUCUGGUCUACCGUUCACAUCAGCUCCAAACAAAUUCGAAGCAUUGGCUGCACGUGAUGCCAUGGUUGAAGUGUCCGGUUGCUUGAACACCAUCGCUGUAAGUCUGAUGAAAAUUGGCAACGACAUUCGAUUCCUCGGCUCCGGACCUCGGUGUGGUCUUGGCGAAUUGAGUCUGCCGGAAAAUGAACCAGGCAGUUCGAUCAUGCCGGGCAAAGUGAAUCCAACACAAUGCGAAUCGUUGACAAUGCUUGCCGCACAAGUUAUGGGUAAUCAUGUGGCAGUUACAAUCGGUGGAUCGAAUGGCCAUUUCGAGUUGAAUGUAUUCAAGCCACUGAUUGUGUCGAACGUACUCCGGUCGAUCCGUUUACUCGCUGACGGAUCCCGUAAUUUCACCUCCAACUGUGUCAGUGGAAUCGUAGCCAAUAAGGACAACAUCGCGAGGAUCAUGAACGAAUCGUUGAUGUUGGUGACGGCCUUGAAUCCACACAUUGGCUACGACAAGGCGGCCAAGAUUGCCAAAACUGCGCACAAAGAGGGAACUACAUUGAAAGAAUCUGCAAUCAAACUCGGCUAUCUGACGGAGGAACAAUUUAGAGAAUGGGUUCGACCAGAGGAUAUGUUGGGACCCAAGUAAACGAAAGAGUGGAACUCUGAAAUUAAUUUUUUUGUGGCUCGUUUACCUAUUCACUCACAGUGUAAUUUCGUGCGGUCUAUGCCAUUGAUGGAUAGUCAUGGAUGCCGUUCUAUCAAUAAAUUAUUUGUUUAACA
This is a messenger RNA of Bradysia coprophila, 1753 nucleotides long. RefSeq names its product fumarate hydratase, mitochondrial-like. Gene Ontology annotation, cellular component: mitochondrion. NCBI's taxonomy places the organism in Eukaryota, Metazoa, Arthropoda, Insecta, Diptera, Sciaridae. The record is from RefSeq and is a predicted model, not a curated record. Gene Ontology annotation, biological process: tricarboxylic acid cycle; fumarate metabolic process; malate metabolic process. Gene Ontology annotation, molecular function: fumarate hydratase activity.